Scomber japonicus (chub mackerel) is the source of this 1154-nucleotide messenger RNA. Its product is annotated as vesicle transport protein SFT2C-like. NCBI's taxonomy places the organism in Eukaryota, Metazoa, Chordata, Actinopteri, Scombriformes, Scombridae. Gene Ontology annotation, cellular component: membrane. The coding region runs from base 215 to 883 and encodes 222 amino acids. The transcript is spliced from 3 exons. The record is from RefSeq and is a predicted model, not a curated record. Gene Ontology annotation, biological process: vesicle-mediated transport.
GGAAGUACGGCCCGGUGUGUUCCGGUCGGUAUAAACGGGACUAACCGGGACUAACAGCUCCACUAACGCGUUUCAUAUGAACUGUGAGCUCCGCUGGAGUCAGGAGGAGAAGCAGGAAGUGACCUGCAGCCAGAAGACUUUAAUGUGAAGAAGAAGAAGAAGCAGAAGAAGAAGAGGUCCUCCUGCUAGCAGUUAGCCUGUUAGCUGCCCCGUAAUGGCGGAGCUGAACCGGCAGCUGCAGGAGUACCUGCUGCAGUCUAAAGGCGGGAAGACCGGGUCCCAGUCCGGCUCCAGCACCGCGGUGGACAUGGACGGCGCCGAGCCGGUUUCGGGCAGCUGGUUCGGGCGCUGGUCCAGCCCGUGGUCCGGCGGCUCGGCCGGGCAGAGCUCCGGGAGCGGCGGCGGCGCUUCCUGGUCAUGGUGGUCGGAGCCGGACCCGUGUCUGCCGGGCAUGAGCCGGCGGCAGCGGCUGGUCGCCUCCGCGGUGUGCGGCGCAUUUUCCGCGCUGUGCUUCGCGCUGUCUGCGCUGUACGCCCCGCUGCUGCUGCUGUACGCACGCAAGUUCGCGCUGCUGUGGUCGCUCGGGUCGCUGUUCGCCCUGGCGGCGGUGGCGGUGCUGCGGGGCCCCAGCAGGCUGGCCGCCGCCCUGCCCACCUCCCCCGGGGCCGCCGUGUACCUGUGCGCCCUCGUGGGGACUCUGUACGCGGCGCUGAGCCUCCACAGCACGGCGCUCACCGCGCUGGGAGCCGCGCUGCAGGUGGCGGUGAUCCUCGGCUGCUUGGUGUCGCUGCUGCCGGGCGGCAGCGCCGGGCUCCGCUUCAUGGGCGGCAUGGCGGCGUCCGCCCUCAAACGCACCGUCACCGGGAAGACCAUGUCGAUCUGACCGAGAGCCAGACACCGGACACAGAGAGCCGUCAGGGGGCCUCCGGGGGCCGGUGAAGUUGUUCCAGGGUCCCGGGUUAACCAGGACUCUGCUGCGGCUCCACACAGAAACAUGAAUGAUGUAAUCAGACUGAUUAUUGAUUAUUGGCUGCUGGGAGUCCGUCACUGAGGACCAAACUGACAAUCUGACUCUUUAUUUUGUAUUUGAAUCAGUAAACUGUUUGUUGUUCAGACCAGAAAUAAAAAAGUUUACAUGUUUCUCUAGAAAAUCU